AUGGAAGAGAGGAGGAAUCCUCCGCAAAAGUGUCUCGACAUUGCAAGAGCCAUCUUCCAAAGUUGGAAGAUGGGCAGGCUAGUUGCGGUCGUGACUUGUCUAGUAUUGUCGUGUGUCGGUAUCAAGAAUGCGAGCGGAGCGGAGUACACGGUCGGAGACGAGCGCGGUUGGACCAUCGACAUCGAAGGCUGGACUCAAGGCAAGAAGUUUAGGCCUGGCGAUGUGCUGAUAUUCAAGUACGAUCCCCUUCUGCACAACGUGGUGGCGGUGGAUUUAGAUAGCUACGACACAUGCACGCUGGGAGAGAAAUAUAAGAUGUAUGACACCGGGAACGAUCGUGUGGUGUUGGAGAAGGGCAAUAGUUUCUUCUUCAGCAGUGAGGAUGGGGACUGCGAUAAGAAGAUGAAGAUCGAAGUCCAUGCCUGGGAUUUCCCUCCUCGCAUGUGA
Molecule: messenger RNA, 447 nt
Organism: Rhodamnia argentea
Lineage: Eukaryota; Viridiplantae; Streptophyta; Magnoliopsida; Myrtales; Myrtaceae
Product: basic blue protein-like
Exons: 2
Coding region: 1-447 (148 amino acids)
Cellular component (GO): plasma membrane
Molecular function (GO): electron transfer activity
Source: RefSeq, a predicted model, not a curated record